AUGCCAGAAGAAUGGAGGAAUAGCACACUAGUACCUCUGUUUAAGAAUAAAGGCGAUACGCAAGUAUACGGCAACUAUAGAGUACUAGUAGCAGAGACUAGAAAGGAGGUUAGCAAUAAAUUGGAUGAGUGGAGGGAAGCUCUAGAAGAUAAAGGAUUGCGCAUUAGCCGUACGAAGACCGAGUAUUUUCGCUGGGACUUUAGCGGGUCAUCACCGGUAGGUGAACCAGAGGUGUCCAUAGAUGAAACAAUUGUUAAAAGUACAACCAAGUACAAGUAUUUGGGAUCGAUCAUUCAAAGGGAUGUGAAGAUUGACGAGGAUGUAAAUCAUCGUAUACAUGAGGGUUGGCUCAAGUGGCGAGCAGUAAGGUUGUACACGGUCCGGUCUGGUCUGGUUUGA
Amaranthus tricolor (Joseph's coat) is the source of this 399-nucleotide messenger RNA. RefSeq lists its product as uncharacterized. The coding region runs from base 1 to 399 and encodes 132 amino acids. The record is from RefSeq and is a predicted model, not a curated record. NCBI's taxonomy places the organism in Eukaryota, Viridiplantae, Streptophyta, Magnoliopsida, Caryophyllales, Amaranthaceae. The transcript has 2 exons.